Messenger RNA from Telopea speciosissima, 1854 nucleotides. RefSeq lists its product as uncharacterized. The record is from RefSeq and is a predicted model, not a curated record. Gene Ontology annotation, biological process: endoplasmic reticulum calcium ion homeostasis. Gene Ontology annotation, cellular component: endoplasmic reticulum. The transcript has 4 exons. NCBI's taxonomy places the organism in Eukaryota, Viridiplantae, Streptophyta, Magnoliopsida, Proteales, Proteaceae. Gene Ontology annotation, molecular function: calcium ion binding. Bases 43 to 1506 code for a protein of 487 amino acids.
CUCUCCUCUUUCUCUCCUCUUUCUCUCCACCCAUCGAGAGCCAUGGUGAAACCAAUCUCUCCGUCCUGGUUCAGACCCAUAGCCACCCUCCUAAUCCCACGGGGAGAGACCCUCUGGUACUUCUUCGCCCUCCUCUCCGUCCUCUCCCUCCUGGGCCAAGAACUCACCCGCUGCUCCGCCCUUGCCGCUGCAGCUGAUUUCGAAGGCUUCGGCGACGAAGGUGAAGAAGAAGACCACUCCGAUAUUCCCGAAAUUUCCGAUCUACCAUUCCGCUCAACCGUCCCUCCUCCUCCAGUCACCAAAUCCGACUUCGAAACUCAUCACGGCCCUCCAAACUCCGCCACGUCAUCUCCCUCACCUGCUUCCUCCGAUCCCUCACCCAAAGCCUUCGAUUACUGGGACGAAGAGGAAUUCGAAGGCCUUCCCAUCACCGAACCCUCGCAAACGCCGCAAGAAACCACCACCACAUCUUCCCCGGCGGAGGAUCCCGAACCCACAAUACCGCCGCAAAAGCCUCGAUCUUACACUAUCGAGAUCGUCUGCAUCAGUUUCUUGACCUGUUUUGCGAUCAAUUAUUUCACUGGUAAGCGAGAGAAUGAGAACAUCGCUUUGGCUUGGGCGGCCAAGUUUGCCACCAAGGAUUCGAUUUUUGAUAAGAACUUCAGUUUGUUGGGUACUGGAGAUGGUACCGAUACGCCAUUGUUGUUGAAAGAAGGGCCGAAUGUGUUUAAGUUUUAUGCGAGCGGGAGGAGGUACUGUCAGGGUAUGUUGGCCACCAUGGAGCUUCAGAGUCGGCAUGAUUUGAUAUCGAGGAUUUAUAAUUUGAUUGUGCCGUGUAAGGAUGAGAUUAGUUUUGAAGUUUAUAUGAAUGACGAUGCCAUGGAUCAUGUGGUUUUUGCGCUUGCGAAGAAGAAGGUUGCUAAAGUGAUGCAGAAGGAGGUUAGGGAUCUUCAGAGGUAUGCGAGUUUGGUUUCGCCACUGAGUAAUCGGAAAUGGGUUGUCGAAGAUUUCGCUGUUAUUUCUGAGUCCAGGGAGGUUGCUGGAGAUUUGAUCACUGAGACCGUUCUUGAUCAGGUCUUUGGUGAUAAAGCAUUCGAGAAAUUUGGAAAAGGGUUCAUGUUGAUGCAUUUUUCUGAUCAACACUCGGGCACAUACAGGAAAAUGCUAUAUUUCAAGUUUGCUCUUCCAGAUGCCAAGCACAUGGCUGACAUGACCCGAUUGGUGGCUCUUGUACCAUACUACAUUGAUUUGAUUGGCCGUUACAAAGUCAGUUCGCAGGUCCGCUCUAAAACAGAAGCAGCUAGGUCAAAGGUUGCCCAAGAGAUUUACAAAGAGCAUCUAAAUGCUAGGCAGGAAGCUUUGCAGAAAAGGAAGGCAGAGAAGAAAAAGAUAGAAGAGGCUGAGGUGAAGCUCAGUGGAGAAGCACUUCGCAAAAAGGAAGCAAAAGAGCGAGCACGUCAGAUGAAAAAGGCAAUGCCAAAAGUGAAGAUGACCCGUGCUCACUAGAUCCAUUUUAGUUGCUGGCAAUAUUGGGGCUCUAUGGUUCUCUCUCUCUCUCUCUCGCUCGCUCACAAAAUUUUUGCUUGGGUUGCAGUCAAACUAUUUGGAUGUCGUAUAAUUUUUCUGUUAUCCAAGAUAGGUAGUUUCUUCAUCAUGCAGCAGUGUACUUUAGUCAUUGUUUACAUAUAUGUUAGCCAGUGUAACCAUUAAAAAGAUUUUGGGGGAUUAACCGAUUGACUCAUUGAGGAAACUAAACCUGGCCUCUGCCUCUCCCAGGUUUCUAGUUAAAAUACUUUAGCAUUCAAUUUGAAGGGUGUGAGGGCACUCAAUUUGAAGACUAAUGGGAACUGUUGA